AUUUGAUAUUAUGUUAUGGUUAUUCUGCCUAACAUUUUUACAGAUGAUUUUAUUAUAGCUGUAAAUGUAUUGCUUAUUUGGCAAAUAAGUCAAAUGUGUAGAAGACUCACACAACAGUGUGGGGGUCUUUUUUCUUGUUGUUUUUAUGAGGGGCGAAGCAUGUGCAUGGCGCGACAAAUGGUUUCACACAUCAUUUUGCAAGCAGUCGGUGGUUUUCUAAAUGGUCUUUUAUAAUAAAACCAGUAACCAGUAACCAAAACUAAAAGUGAGAGGGUUGAAAGCAAGAAUUUUGGGGCGUCGUCUCUUUUGGCGACCCUUAAGCACAGAGAUCUCAAAAUCAAAUCUUGACGGCUGAUGUUUCAGUGGGGUUUUUAGUGCACUUAAGCAUUUAAGUGCUUCAUUCAAUACAUUGGUUGGCAAAGCAGGAUUACUGAGUUAACAGCUCUGUUUACUUCCAGAUUUGAGAGGCCUCUUGGGUUUUACUCCGUUCAGUUAUCCAGCUAACUCAUUAAUCCUGCUUGAUGAUACAGGCCUCUUGUUUACAAGGCCUGAAUUGCUUGCUGAUUGGAAAGACACCACAAAAGCAUGUAUACAUUGUAACUGGCCAGCGCUGCAGUUUCAGAAAUACACGCCAUAGCAUUGCGAGCAUUGUGACAGCUAAGUACUUUCUGUUUGAAUCAAGAGAAAGAGCUUGACUACGGUGUGAUGGUAGCUGACCACAGCCAACCGUAUCACACAGAACCAGUAUAUUCUGGAGGGAAUUUUUUUUAUUUAUUCUUUGUGAUCUGAUUCACUAAACGACAAGUAUAGUGGGUGUAUCCUGGUUGGUUAAAAAAGGCUGCACAUAACCUAAUUCAGUCAUUCAUCGUUGACCGCAAGUCCCAUUGUGAGUUCUAUGGCACACCCAUAGUGACAGUGGAGAGCCCUUUAAGGUGACGCAAAGGUACUUCCGGGUGUCAGCUUUCCGUCGUAGCGACAAGGAACUUAAGUAAAAUCAAAGAUGGCUGACUAAGAGAAUGAAAAUAAACCUGUAGAAAAAUAGAUUAAUAUUGUCGAUUACUUUCCUUUGCUCGUGAAUGGAUUCGGUUUUAAUUGAACAGUCAAAUGUAUAAUUGUAGAUGCAUACAUAGCUAUUUGUGUCUAAAUCAGUGUUUUGAGGUGAGCGGACUGGACCAGCAGUAGUUAGCUCUCGCGUCCCAGCGUUACCUAACUUGCUCAAGCCAUUUAUUUAGCUUGUUCCUAGCUAGCUACUUAUUCAUACGUCUCGUGCGUACAGGUGGAAGAGCUAGGUACCACCUCGCUUUAAAGUCUGACCACAUGCAUAGCUAGCUAGAUAUCUGUUUAUAUGAUUGUGGUAUUUUGUUGGCCAGUUGAUUACAGAAGCUGGAUGGAGGUGUUAUAAGAGUGAUAUUGAAAAAUUCAGCUGUUGCAGUAAGUAGCUACAACGUGGGAUUCGGGUGGGGUCGUUCGUUGUUCAGCUGGCUGGCUGGCUGUUGUAGGCAAAGCUAAGGGAACACGGUUCUAAUCGAAAAAGCAUACCGGAUCUUACAAAUUCAACUGGAUUUUUAUAAACCCUGAACAAAAACAAUAGACACCAUGGACACGAAACGACGUAGCGGGAAGACUGGUCAAAGCAGCAGCAGCAGCAGCAGCAGUAGUGGCGAGUCAAGCGGCAACAGCCCCGGGUCUCCUGCCAGUCCGUUGGAGGUCGGGAAAGCUGCUGGCGGCGGCAACGCAUUUGCGAACGACGGCAGCUUCAUGGAAAUGUUCAAGAAAAAAAUGGAGGAAGAGAAAAGAAAAAAGGAGAUGGAACAAGCACAGAGCGAUACGAACACUAACGAGGAGGGGCAGUCGACACAGGAAAAGAAGACAUUUAGCGUGACCAGCUUUGUGGGCAAGCGGAGAGGCGGCGCCAAGUUAGCCCUCAAGACUGGGAUGGUUGCCAAGAAACAAAAACUGGAUCCCGAGGUUGAGGCUGGUAAAGGAGAUGCUUGGACUAAAUACAUGGCGGAGGUCAAAAAAUACAAAGCCCACCAGUGUGGCGACGACGACAAAACCAGACCGCUGGUGAAAUAGACUUGAUCCUCGUUUCUACCCUGUUUGGGGGUGCUGCACCGGGAAGCGGGACGAUUCCUUUUAAAAUGUCUGGCUUUCACCUCUCAUUGCAAAACAAAGGAACGGACGGACAAUGAUCUCGUCUUGCAUAUGCAUCUGACCAAGUGUAGACCCUGGGUGUUUAUUUUCAACUGAAUUGGGAGUUGUUUUUGUAUCUUUAAAACAAUCUUUUGUGUAUUUUACUUUUUCAUGUUGGUGCAGCCAUAGUUGAACGUGAAUUUAAUGAUAUAAAAAUACCUUACAUUUUCUUUUUCUCUUAAUCAUUUAGUGUUAAUAGCUUAUUUGCUUAAUUGUAGAUUCUGUGCCGUGUCUUGCUCAGUUGACGUUUUUACUAUUUUUGUUCAGAUCUGAUAAAUGGUGUAACCAUAAUUAUUGUGAAGUAAAAAAACAAAAGAAAAAGAA
Conger conger (European conger) is the source of this 2517-nucleotide messenger RNA. RefSeq names its product telomerase RNA component interacting RNase (gene trir). The transcript has 3 exons. The coding region runs from base 1597 to 2076 and encodes 159 amino acids. The record is from RefSeq and is a predicted model, not a curated record. NCBI's taxonomy places the organism in Eukaryota, Metazoa, Chordata, Actinopteri, Anguilliformes, Congridae. Gene Ontology annotation, molecular function: 5'-3' exonuclease activity; 3'-5' exonuclease activity.